AUGAUUACCAUCGAUUUCGUUCCAUUCUAUCCACAGUCUCUAUUACAGCCUCGUGGCUCGCCAUUCCAUUUUCUCGUCACAUUUCGCCAGUGGUACAUCACAACAUUCUCAGAUCCUUAUUACAACAUCGACAUCCCCGGGCACUUCUUCGAAUUCCUAGUCUAUGUUGAGCUUGUCGUGCAGUUCCCUCUAGCAAUCUACCUCACCCGCGCACUGUUUUCCAAACAGCGCAUGUCUGGCUCUGCUGAGCUUGCGGGCGUCGUCUAUGGUGCAGUGGUUGGCCUUUGCACGGCUGUAGUUUGCAAUGAUAUGUGGUAUCUGGGUCCGGAGAUUAUCACUCGUGAGGCCAAGCAGACUCUGCUUGGGACAUAUCUGCCAUAUGCUGUGAUUCCGACCUUGAUGUCAUUGGAUAUGCAAAAGCGGUUGCUCUUCCGGCUUCAUAGACUUUCUGGAAUCAAGCAGGAAUAG
Fusarium subglutinans is the source of this 468-nucleotide messenger RNA. RefSeq lists its product as uncharacterized. The coding region runs from base 1 to 468 and encodes 155 amino acids. The transcript has 3 exons. Gene Ontology annotation, cellular component: endoplasmic reticulum. The record is from RefSeq and is a predicted model, not a curated record. Lineage: Eukaryota; Fungi; Ascomycota; Sordariomycetes; Hypocreales; Nectriaceae.